AAAUAUACUGAAAAUGACAUAAGAAGCUGUUGUCUUGCUGAAAUAAAGCAAACUGAAGAGAAAUACACGGAAACUCUCGAAUCAAUAGAGAAAUUUUUCAUGGUGCCAUUGAAAAGGUUUCUGUCAGCAUCAGAGUUUGAUACUGUUUUCAUCAACAUUCCUGAUUUGGUGAAAAUUCACAGGAGUCUAACACAGGAUAUCAAUGAUUCCAUUGCUAACAAAAAUGACCAGAACCUGUAUCAAAUUUUUAUUAACUACAAGGAAAGAUUGGUUAUUUAUGGACAGUACUGCAGUCAAGUGGAGAUAGCAAUAUCAUGCUUAGACAACAUCUCUAAGACAAAAGAAGAUGUUAAAUUGAAGUUAGAGGAAUGUUCCAAGAGAGCAAAUAAUGGGAAAUUUACAUUGCGGGAUCUUUUAGUGGUUCCAAUGCAGAGAGUGCUAAAAUAUCACCUACUGCUCCAGGAGCUGGUAAAGCACACAACUGAUCCCAUGGAGAAGUCAAAUCUAAAACUAGCACUUGAUGCAAUGAAGGAUCUGGCUCAAUAUGUAAAUGAAGUGAAGAGGGAUAAUGAAACGCUCCGUGAAAUUAAACAGUUUCAACUAUCAAUAGAGAAUUUGAAUCAUUCCCUCUUACAGUAUGGAAGACCUCAAGGUGAUGGGGAAAUAAGGAUAACUACCUUAGACAAACGUGCAAGGCAAGACAGGCAUAUCUUCUUGUUUGAUCUAGCUGUAAUUGUUUGCAAGCGAAGAGGUGAUAAUUAUGAAAUGAAGGAAAUAAUAGAUCUUCAGAAAUACAAAAUUACAAAUAAUCCCACUACUGAUAAGGAAAAUAAGAAGUGGUCUUAUGGCUUCUACCUCAUUCAUAUCCAAGGCCAAAAUGGUUUAGAAGUUUAUUGCAAAACAAAAGACUUGAAGAAAAAAUGGCUUGAACAAUUUCAGAUGGCUCUGUCAAACAUACGGCCAGACUAUGCAGAUACAAGCUUUCAUGAGUUCAAAAUGCAUACCUUCAGUCGUGUGACGUCUUGCAAAGUCUGUCAGAUGCUUCUGAGGGGAACAUUUUAUCAAGGCUAUUUAUGUUCUAAGUGUGGAGCUGGAGCACACAAAGAAUGUUUAGGAAGAUUAGACAAUUGUGGCAGAGCUAAUUCAGGUG
Messenger RNA from Merops nubicus (carmine bee-eater), 1150 nucleotides. RefSeq names its product guanine nucleotide exchange factor VAV3-like. Gene Ontology annotation, molecular function: guanyl-nucleotide exchange factor activity. Gene Ontology annotation, biological process: cell migration; regulation of GTPase activity; intracellular signal transduction. The transcript is spliced from 12 exons. Gene Ontology annotation, cellular component: plasma membrane; cytoplasm. The annotation marks the transcript as partial. Lineage: Eukaryota; Metazoa; Chordata; Aves; Coraciiformes; Meropidae. The record is from RefSeq and is a predicted model, not a curated record.